AUGGCCAACCGUCCUCCAAACCCUCGACUUGGCUCGAUCAACCCUGUCUUUGACCCAAAGAACACAGAAAUUCCAGUCACCCCGGGCGUAGAUGUCACUGGCCGCACCUCUUUCUUCCAAACUCAACAAAUCUCUUCUCCUGAAGUUGCCUCACCUGAAGGUACCGGAAAACGCAAUCAACAUCAAAUCAGGACUCAACUNGACUCAAGUGAAGGUCAAAAUGAUGGUGCUGGAGAAGACGUACUUCGUCGUUUGAGCUUGAAGGGACAUCAGCAAACCACUGACCAAGCUGAUGUUGACCCCAAGGCCGCCCACCCGAGCUUGAAUCUAAGUGGUCAAGUUAUCAGCGCCUUCUUCACUGUUCCCCACAAGAUCGGCUAUGCUGCAGGAUCAGAGUGGGAUCUCCAGAGUCGCAGAGGCACAUCUGCACUGUUCGAUUCAUUUGCUCAUCUGUCAUCAAACGAUUCUCCCUGGAACCACACUCUUGUAGGCUGGACUGGAGAGAUUCAACCAAAGACUCGUAACGGUGUUUUCAUGGACGAGAACAACGUGUCAUCCAUGAGCGUAGCACCUCUCAACAAAGCAUCCGCGCCCAUCCCUGUAGACUCAAAUGUUCCGGCACCCGAGCCUGGCUCAAACGAAGGAAUGCGAAUCAGCAAGGACGAUCGUCAGAAGCUGGAGAGAAUUCUUGACCGUGAUCCUCAAGGCAGAACCAUCCCUGUCUGGCUGGCCGAUGAGAUGGACGGCGAUGUGGCUGUCAUGAGAGACCAAGCUAGAUGGCGUCGUUAUGCCGAGCACGAGCUAUAUACUCUGUUCCACUACAAGCAGAAUGAGCCCACCGAUGGGCGCUCCAUUCGUAAGGCCUGGGCUGACUACUUCCGCUUGAACAAAGCCUUCGCCGAUACCAUCCUCUCGACCUACAAGCCCGGAGACAUUGUUCUUAUCCACGACUACCACUUGCUUCUGCUCCCAGGACUUCUCCGUCAGCGCAUCCCUAACAUCUACAUCGGCUUCUACCUUCACGUACCGUUCCCCAGUAGUGAGUUUUACCGUUGCUUGAGCAGAAGAAAGGACAUUCUCGAGGGUGUUCUCGGAGCCAAUAUGAUCGGCUUCCAAGCCUUCAGUUACUCUCGCCACUUCUCUUCAUGCUGCACUCGUGUGCUCGGAUUCGAUUCUUCGGCAAACGGAGUCGACGCCUACGGAGCCCACGUCGCCGUUGAAGUGCUUCCUAUUGGCAUCAACGCUGCCAAGACUCAUGAAAUGGCAUUUAACGAUGCUGCAGUUGACGAGAAAAUCGCUGGUAUCAGAGAGUUGUAUGCUGGCAAGAAGAUCAUUGUUGGCCGUGAUCGUCUGGAUUCUGUUCGUGGCGUUGCUCAAAAGUUGCAAGCUUACGAAAUCUUCUUGGAGCGCCACCCCGAGUGGCACGACAAGGUUGUUUUGAUCCAGGUGACCAGCCCCACCAGUGUCGAAGACAAGGAAGAAGGCACGGAUAGGACCGCCAACAAGAUCUCCGACUUAGUUGCAAGAAUUAACGGCACUUACGGAUCGUUGAGCUUCACUCCUGUUCAACACUAUCCUCAGUACUUGUCAAGAGAGGAAUACUUUGCGCUUCUCCGCAUUGCCGAUGUCGGACUGAUCACAAGUGUCCGUGAUGGAAUGAACACUACCGCCCUCGAGUAUGUCAUUUGUCAGAAGGACAACCACGGACCAUUGAUCAUUUCCGAGUUCUCUGGAACCGCUGGCAGUCUGGGUAAUGCUACACACAUCAACCCCUGGGAUCUUGGAGGCACCGCAGACGAAAUUCACCAAGCCUUGGUUAUGGAUCCCAGACAAAAGUACGAGAUGCACAAGAAGUUGUACAGAAACGUCACAACCAACACCGUGCAAACAUGGACAAGCAACUACGUCAAACGUUUGCUCACCAACCUUACCUCGUUCAACCAAGCAAUUGCCACACCUGCCUUGGAUAAGACCAAGCUCCUCACUCAGUAUCGCCAAUCGGAGAAGCGUUUGUUCAUGUUCGACUACGACGGAACGUUGACUCCCAUCGUCAAGGAUCCUCAAUCGGCCAUUCCCUCCGACCGAGUCAUUCGCACUCUCAAGACACUGGCUUCUGAUCCCCGCAAUGCUGUUUGGAUCAUCAGUGGCCGUGACCAGGCUUUCCUGGAUGAGUGGAUGGGUCACAUCUCGGAGCUUGGACUCAGUGCUGAGCAUGGUAGUUUCCUACGCAAGCCCAAGAGCGAACAUUGGGAGAACUUGACAGAGAAGGAAGACAUGUCUUGGCAACAGAAGGUCAUUGAUACCUUCCAGCACUACACCGAGCGCACCCAAGGCAGUUUCAUUGAGCGCAAGAAGAUCGCUUUGACCUGGCAUUACCGUCGUGCAGACCCUGACUGGGGUGUGCACCAAGCCAAUGAGUGCCGCAAGCAGUUGGAGAACACUGUUGCCAAGGAGUAUGAUGUCGAGGUCAUGCCUGGCAAGGCCAACUUGGAGGUUCGUCCCAAAUUUGUCAACAAGGGUGAAAUCGCGAAGCGUCUAGUUGAAGAGUACGGUCACGAGAAAGGCAUGGCACCUGAGUUUGUCUUGUGUCUGGGAGAUGAUUUUACCGACGAAGACAUGUUCAGAUCUCUCAGCAACUCAAGACUGCCUAAGGAGCACGUCUUCUCGGUCACUGUUGGCGCAAGCUCAAAACAGACACUGGCUAGCUGGCACUUGCUUGAGCCGUCGGACGUCAUCUCAGCUGUUGCUAUGCUUAAUGGCUCUGUUGAUGCACCCAACGUUGGCCCAAUUUCUGUUGUAGAGGGAAGUAUUCCCGAGACUCGCAAUGGAUAG
Messenger RNA from Aureobasidium vineae, 2832 nucleotides. The record is from the annotation of a GenBank genome assembly. Lineage: Eukaryota; Fungi; Ascomycota; Dothideomycetes; Dothideales; Saccotheciaceae.